Larimichthys crocea (large yellow croaker) is the source of this 4672-nucleotide messenger RNA. Its product is annotated as monocarboxylate transporter 2. The transcript is spliced from 5 exons. Gene Ontology annotation, molecular function: lactate transmembrane transporter activity. Bases 575 to 2011 code for a protein of 478 amino acids. Gene Ontology annotation, biological process: plasma membrane lactate transport. Lineage: Eukaryota; Metazoa; Chordata; Actinopteri; Sciaenidae. Gene Ontology annotation, cellular component: basolateral plasma membrane. The record is from RefSeq and is a predicted model, not a curated record.
UAAAAAUAAAAAUGAUGUGAUUUGAUUAUUUACUUUGAAGCAGAAACAUCAAAUGUGGGAUUGUUUGAGAUUCCUGUUUGCAUGCUGCUGGUUUUCUUUGUCUUCUGUGAGAGUAAAUUAGAUAUCCUGGGGUGCUGGGGAACAUGUGGUCGCCAUUUUUUAAAAACAAUAUCACAGAAGAGCAAUCUUCAGUUGCAGCCUGUGUUGCUCUAUCUGCGCUUAUCGCAACUGCAACUGUCACCUCGGAGCCCAGAGGCAGCGUCCUCUCCGGGAGGAGGUCUGUGCUCGGUGAGCGGGCAGCGUCCUCUCCGGGAGGAGGUCUGUGCUCGGUCCUCUCCGGGAGGAGGUCUGUGCUCGGUGAGCAGGCAGCGCCGCCCUCUGCAGCCCGCAGCACAUCCACGUCAGGCAGCUCAGGAUUCAAACACAGAUCAGUCCACAACACAGACACACGCAUCUCUCUGCUCCAAGGUCACCGAGCGGCAGCCUGCACAGGACACACACACGCACACACACCUUCAUCCAUCCACCCACCCCCCUUCAAAAAGUGAAUAGUCAGCGUUGAGGUGGGCCAGUGAUGCCGCCCCCAGCCGCGAAUCCCCCCGCCGUGCCCCCACCAGACGGCGGUUGGGGUUGGGCUGUGGUGUUCGCAUGUUUUAUAUCCAUAGGCUUCUCGUAUGCCUUCCCCAAAGCCAUCACAGUCUACUUCAAGGACAUCCAGAACAUCUUCGAUGCCUCUUACAGUCAGAUCGCAUGGAUCUCCUCAAUCAUGCUCGCGGUCAUGUAUGCUGCAGGUCCCAUCAGCAGUAUACUGGUCAAUACAUAUGGUUGCAGGCCGAUUGUCAUGAUGGGGGGCUGCCUCUGUGCCACUGGCAUGAUCUUAGCCUCCUUCUGCACCAGCGUGUUGCAGCUUUACCUCUGCAUAGGAGUUAUCGGUGGACUUGGACUAGCCUUCAACUUGCAACCAGCACUGACGAUGAUUGGCAAAUACUUCUAUAAGAAGCGGCCCAUUGCUAACGGGCUGGCAAUGGCAGGCAGUCCAGUGUUCCUCAGCACCUUGGCUCCUCUCAACCAGUACCUUUUCAAUCACUUUGGCUGGAGAGGCAGCUUCCUCAUCCUGGGUGGUCUGCUACUGAACUGCUGUGUGGCUGGUUCCCUCAUGAGGCCUCUGAGACCGCCACCUAGCAAAGUAAAAAAAGACGAAGAGUUAGCCAUCGUCACCACAACAAAAGAGAAGAGCACUGUUUGGCAAACCGUCAACAAAUACUUGGACCUGACACUCUUCAAGCAUCGUGGUUUCCUCAUUUACCUGUCUGGUAAUGUCAUCAUGUUCCUUGGCUUCUUUGCACCUAUUGUCUUCCUUGCAGCCUAUGCUAAGGACAUGGGUGUGGAUGAGUACUCAGCUGCUUUUUUACUCUCAAUUCUGGCUUUUGUCGACAUGUUUGCCAGGCCAUCUAUGGGACUAUUGGCCAACUCGCGCUGGGUCCGUCCCAGGAUCCAAUAUUUCUUUAGCUUUGCGGUGCUAUACAAUGGGGUGUGCCACAUCCUCUGUCCACUGGUGGAAAGCUACACAGGUCUGGUGGUGUAUGCAAUGUUCUUUGGCUUUGCCUUUGGCAUGGUUAGCUCAGUGCUUUUUGAAACACUGAUGGACCUGGUUGGGGCUCAGAGAUUCUCCAGUGCUGUUGGACUCACCACCAUUGUGGAGUGCUGCCCGGUCCUCAUUGGUCCACCACUAGCAGGCAAACUGGUCGAUAUCACAAAAAACUACAAAUACAUGUAUUUUAGCUGUGGAGCUAUUGUGAUUGUGGCAAGUAUUUGGCUCUUCAUUGGAAACUUCAUUAACUACAGACUCUUAGAACGUGAGCGCAAGCAAGCAGAGAUGUACAAACAGACUGAGACGGAAGAUCCAGACCGUGCUCGGGAUCAGAAGGAGGCUGAUGGUAAAGCCCAGGCGUCAGAAGAGCUGGUUGACAAAGAAGACGAGGAGGCAAUGCAGAGGGAAACUAACAUCUAGCUGUUGCUGCAGAGUAGGACGAGGAGGCAAUGCAGAGGGAAACCAAUGUUGGUUUCCCUCUGCAUUGCCUCCUCGUCGACGAUGAGAUUGGACGAGGACGGGAGGACGAGGAGAUUGCCUCCUCGUCCUCCCUUUAGCACCGUCCUACGAUCAAACUGAGCUCCAAGCCAAGCGGGGCUUUGCGGUGUUCGACCAGGUUCUAUUCAGAGUUGUCUGCACUUCUCUAAACGCUUACUGCCAAAGCAACAAUUGAGUUGUAGGAAGCUGUGAGCUGUUAUGUCUGUUUGUCAGAGUGAGUAUAACAGAUAUAUUAACCAGAGAGAAAAGUGUAAGAUAAUGUAUGCAUGUGAAGAGGUCAGAAAAUGGAAUAGAAAACAGUAAACUACUAAAUAUAUUUUCCUUUUUGCCACGUUCACCUCAUAUCGGAUUUAUUGUAAAUACAAGACUGCAAUUGGGGGGAAAAGUACGCUCCCAACUGAAAUUGUAUCAACUAAGAGCUUACAUUGCACCAAAUCCACAGAUGUUAGCAGAUUUUUAGAAAAUGAUUUACAUUCACAGUCAGACAAUCAGUAAUUAAGUAUUAUUUGCUGCAGUUUGUUUCUGGUUGAUUUUGUUUCAACAAGUUGAAAUAUUCCAAGCUGUAGCAACAAACAUUCUUCCGAUAUGACGUGAAUGUAGUGUCAGCAUGUUGUCACUGUUCCAACAGCACCAGCAACCUGAAUUCAUGUUAAAAAUGGAAUCUAUCAUCGUCACAAUGAAGUCUUGGUAAAAAUUCAAAGGUUACAUUUAUAAGACGAGGCAGUGAAAUGAUUUCUUGAUGGGUAGAAGGCACAGGUUUGAUGCUAAUACCAGCCAGUGUCCAUUCGAGGGUGAAGUUUUGUGAGUAACACUGAUUACUAACUGUGCCACGAUUAAUUUGAUGUAUGAGUUGCAUUUUUGCCUCUUUUAGGAGAUUUGAAAGGCUGGAAUAACUUCAUAGAAGCAAAAGCUUGAAAAAUUUGGUUAUGUGGUUGGUCGCUUAGCUUUAUGGGAAGCAAAAACUCCUGACAACUUGUUGCUUGUGUUCACAGUAUGAAUGCAGUGUUUGCAAUCCCAGUGCGCUGGAAAUGGUUAAUCCAUCUGGUGAUUUGUGUUAAAGCAAGGACGCAAAAUCCUAACUGCACUGCAUUUAAUACGGCAACCGGGUGCCCUAAAAUUCCCACUUUUCAUAGAUAGAGAACAGAUGUGUACACAGCUGGUGACGCUGGUGCUCGUGUAUUUUGCUGCCCGCCUGAGCACUGUAAUGUUGUGUAGUAAAGCCUGCACAAACGUCCCACUUUAGUACUUUCGAUCAAGUCAUGAAAUGCUUCCUGUCAGUUGUCUAUUGUUCCAUAUUGCACUUGUAUACAGUAUGUUGCACUAUGAUAGAAAUGGCCAUACUUCACCCCAAACAUCUUUAUAAAACUGCUGCAAUUCAAUGAUUUUCGUUAUGGUUGAAUGUAAUUUCCUCUGUGGGCCUUAAUAAGGUAUUAAUGACCAAAAACCAUCUGCAUAUUAGCGGGUUUUAUACACAGACCCCAUGAGCAAUAUAAUAUUUGUCUUGUGGUCAGCUUGACACUUCAUUCUCUGAUACAUUGCCUUAAAAGUAAUGUAACAAAUGCAGGGGAGUUGUACAGUGAAUACUCAAUAGUAUUGUACGAAGUUCAACCUAUGUUAAGGUGUUAAAUGUGAUCCACUUGUGUUAUUUGCUGUGAUUAACUUUAAAACUCACAAGAAGUCACUUUAAUCUCCUCCAUAUGUCUCUGUACAUUUCUGUAUUCAAGUGUUGAAGCUACGAGAUUAAGUAUUGUUAUUCUGUAUAGUCUUUUCAUGAACUAAUUCACUAACAUCAUUAACACACCAGUAUGGAAUAGUACUACUAAUUACUGAUGCUAAUAAGACUACAUGUUUGUAUUGUGUGCAAAAUGUACCAGAUGAACAUACCGUAUUAUGUAACAGUCUAAAUGUUGCUGUAAAUGUCACUUUUGUUCAAUAUUCUAUCCAUUCCAUGUGUUUUUGUGAGUGUCCUGCUGUGUUGUUGAUCAGAUUUCAUCUCAAGCUUUUGGUCUCAAUUGCCGUCUCAGAUGUCCUAACAAAGCCAAACACAUUUUAAUAACAAAUGUAAUCUAUCAAAGCAGUCAUGAACAAAGAACAAUGUUAUUGUCCUCAUUUCUUUUGUUUUGAGCUUUGAAUAGUUGAAUGUGUUGUCAUGAAAAUGGAUUUCCAGCUGUGUAGCGAAGGUUCUCAACCAUGUACCGUCCACUUAAGAGUCAUGCCAAGCAAACGCUACGUAGCUGUGAAACCUUCUUGGAGGUCGUUGUAUUUGUCUGGAUGAAUUCUGAAGCUAAUGGCAGAGCAACGUUGAGAAUAUUUGCUAUGCCAUUUACUGUAAAUAAGAUCAGUUGGAAAUAUUUGCACACUUUUGUUUGUUUAACUAAGCUCUUGACAUUUUUGAGAGUUCUUUUGAACCAUUUUGAGAUGAGCUAGUCUUGGUUGUGUCCCAUCAUCAUGUGGACAAACCCAGUUAUUAUUUAACACGUGUAACUUUAACUUAGCUAUUCAGAUUCAAUCCCAUAAUCCACUUAGUUCACCAGCAUUUCAUGCCGUUUUUCGACAGUAUGUCUGUAUUCUUUAUAGCUUUGA